Fimicolochytrium jonesii is the source of this 1981-nucleotide messenger RNA. Its product is annotated as ergosterol biosynthesis ERG4/ERG24. Gene Ontology annotation, cellular component: endoplasmic reticulum membrane. Lineage: Eukaryota; Fungi; Chytridiomycota; Chytridiomycetes; Spizellomycetales; Powellomycetaceae. Bases 262 to 1677 code for a protein of 471 amino acids. Gene Ontology annotation, biological process: cholesterol biosynthetic process; brassinosteroid biosynthetic process. Gene Ontology annotation, molecular function: 7-dehydrocholesterol reductase activity. The record is from RefSeq and is a predicted model, not a curated record. The transcript has 9 exons.
AGUUGGGCAGCUGACUGCGCAAACGUAUUGUAUGUGCGCACUGAGCGCGUCGAUCAAGUGGGCUCAUCUCACAAGUCUCAAUUGUCAACAACUCCCCUCGGUGGUCGGUUGUGGGGUCACACACAACACAGACCACCCACUCAACACAGGCGCCUGCAGUUCAGCCGCACUUGGGAAGUGAUAAAGGCUUGAACGUCGGCCGGUUCUCUUCAUUCCCCACUAUCCUGAGCGGACGAGAGAUCUGGGCUGGAAAAAGAAAUCAUGGCCGUCACGCAGCGCAAACGUCCUCAGUCCGACAAGCUCGACGUCAAGCCGGCCACGUCGGCUCAGACGGGCAAGACCUGGGGAAGGGCUAGAGAUGUCGGCUCGUUUACAAUCACCUGUUCUGCGAUCAUCAUGGCGACAUGUCCCCUGAUGGUUGUCUACUUCUGGAUGGCCUGCACUUCUUUCCAGUGCUCGUUGGCGGCGCCUUUCGAGAAAUUGACUAGCAGAGGCUUCUCUCUUGUUGCGUUGGAGCAUGGCUUGGAGGACCUAGUAAAGGACAACUUUCCCACCCCUACCAAGGAGGGGUUCCAGUUGUACUUUGCGUGGCUUUUGUUCCAAGCCGCUCUUUACGCUUUCCUGCCCGGCAAGAUCGGCUACGGUCAGAUGACGCCUGCUGGAUACACCCUUCCCUAUGUGGUCAACGGUCUCCUUGCCUGGGUCGUCACGCACGCGCUCUUCAUCGGUGCAUCCUUGGGAUUGGGUCUUUUCCCCGCCUCCAUCAUUCACGACCACUGGGGCGGCCUUCUGAUCGCCGCCAACGUCUACGGCUACUUCCUCACCAUCUUCUCCUACCUGAAGGCGUACAUUGCGCCUUCACACAAAGAGGACCGCAAAUUCUCGGGCUCCAUUGUAUACGACAUGUUCAUGGGCAUCGAGUUCAACCCCCGACUCGGCAAAUAUUUCGACUUCAAGCUCUUCCACAACGGGCGCCCUGGAAUCGUUGCAUGGACGUUGAUCAACUUCUCGUUUGCCGUUGCCCAAUGGCAGAGGAUUGGAUACGUCACAAACUCGAUGGUCUUACUGAACUUCUUGCACUGGGUCUAUGUGAUCGACUUCUUCAUUAACGAGGAUUGGUACCUGCGGACUAUUGACAUUGCCCACGACCACUUUGGUUUCUACCUUUCAUGGGGCGACAGUGUGUGGCUUCCGUUCAUGUACACCCUCCAAUCUCACUUCCUUGUUCGCAACCCGGUGGAUAUGAGCUGGCCAUGGUUCACGUUUGUCUCUGUUCUUGGUCUCUCCGGAUAUUACAUCUUCCGUGCGGUCAACCACCAAAAGGACAUCGUCAGGAGGACCGACGGCCACUGUAAGAUCUGGGGCCGUCCCGCCAAGGUCAUCAGGACCGAAUUCAUCACCAGCGAUGGAAAGACUCACAAGAGUCUGCUCCUCUGCUCUGGGUUCUGGGGCCUCUCCCGCCACUUCAACUACGUUGGCGACCUCCUCAUCUCCCUCGCCAUGUGCCUGACCUGCGGCUCCGGCUACCUCCUCCCCUACUUCUACAUCAUCUACAUGACGAUCCUGCUCAUGCAGCGCGUGCAUCGCGAUCACGAGCGGUGCAAGGGCAAGUACGGCAAGUUCUGGGAGGAGUACUGCCGCGUCGUUCCCUACGCGGUUAUUCCGUAUGUGUUUUGAGCGUGCUCAUUGCGCGUGAGUGUGGGUUUCUGUAUCUUAAGCCAAAUAGAGAGAUAGUUUGGGACGGCAAUUUCACUUGCCACCGAGUGGUUAGGGUCGUGUUGGGGUUGUGAUAGAACGUGGUGUUGAGAAUCCCGCUCGAGCGCUCGUAAAGCGUGUUGUUGAAGCCAUUCUCUUUUGAACCAAGCAUACUCAGAAGGAAGGUUUUUGUCUUCAAAGACGGCGGUCUCUGGGAGUUUGUUACAGGUAAGCCAGUGACCACUGGUCAGAUAUACCGGAACAUAAACCCAGCGUAGCAAGGAGC